GGGAAGUGGACUGUGUAACUUAGCAGAGGCAAAGCUGUUUUUAUGAAAGCUUCCUGAGGGAAUUAGACACUACACAGGGAUGUCUGUACUGCGCCGCGUUAGCUUGUGUGGGCGUUAAGUUAAGACAAGUGUUAAGACAACUCAAGUGUUAUUAGGGGCUUAAACGCAGGGUUAGGAAGAGGAGGGAGAAGUAUUACGACAUCAACCUGAGCUUCCUGAACUGAAGUCAAGCUAGGUAACUUAAACCUAUAGCACCAAAGGACGCCGAAGGUUAACAACCAAGCCGGGGAAAGGUUAAUUAACAGCCAGCUACUUCAGGAGACGAUUCGGAUUAACUUUUGUUGAACCUUAACAGACUUUGACGAUGUCGUUGGCUGACCAAAGCCAGCAAUGGUUUCCAACGAGUGUUCAGGUAACGGUUCACCAGGCUCGAAACUUGCGCGUCAAAGGCAAAAAUGGCACCAACGACGCCUAUGCCAUCAUCCAGGUGGCCAAAGACAAGUUUUCUACGUCUGUGGCCGAGAAAUGUAUCGAUCCGGUUUGGAAAGAAGAGGCGACGUUUGACCUCCCGCUUUUCCACCCAGGAAACGCUGAACGCUGCACCCUGUACAUCAUAGUAAUGCACCGAGCUCAAGUGGGGCUCGACAAGUUCUUGGGACAAGCUGUGAUAAAUCUAGUGGAUGUUAAUGACAACAAGUCUCGAAAAAAGACAGAUUGGUUCAAGCUUGUGGACAAAACUGGAAAGGAAGACAAGGACCGAGGUGAGGUGUUGCUGAACAUCCAGUUCAUGAGAAACAACAUGUCAGCUAGCAUGUUUGACCUUUCCAUGCAAGACAAACCACGGUCCCGCAUCUCUAAACUGAAGGACAAAGUCCGUGGGAAGAAAAAAGAUGGCUUCUCCGACUCAGCGUCAGCUAUCGUUCCCUCUGUCAGCCAGGUCCUGACUGAUAGUGAGGGAGAAGCUGAUUCAGUCUCGCUCAAUCAGUCUACAGGAGACAAAAAGAAAUCCAAGCUCAAAACCCUCUUUGCACCCAAAUCAAACCUGCAGCGGAACAUCUCUCAGUCCAUGUCUACCCUGGGGACGCUCCCUGAGAAGAACUCAUCUCUUAGUGGCAGCCGUUCAUCUGGCCUCAAUGUAGAAUCUCCGGAGGUUAAAAAGAAAUUCAAAUUCCUGGGUCACAAGCGAACAGGGAGCUCUGACAGCAAAGUGUCUCAGGGACCUUUCUCCCUCCUGGGUCGCUCCAAGCAAAGCGCCAGCGAUCAGAAUAACCUUUGCAUCAAUGGCAGCCACGUCUACACAGAGGAAGCAGAGACCAAGAGUGGGUCCACACUCAGCCUGAACAGCUCAGGACAGGGCUCUGUGGAGGAUGUCCGUAAACAAUCCUCUGACGCCUCUGUAGACACUUUCAAAAGUGUACCUGUUUCUGCCUUCAUCCGUGAGUCUACAGACAGGGCCACACUGGAGCAACAGCACCAUCAAGAGGAGGAGGAGAGAAGGCAGGCAGAAGAAAGGCGCAUAGCAGAGGCCAAGAGGCUCGAGGAAGAGGGGAGACGCCGGGCAGAGGCCAAGAGACUGCAGGAGGAAGAGGAGAAACGCAAGGCAGAGGCCAAGAGACUCCAGGAGGAAGAGGAGAAACACAAGGCAGAGGCCAAAAGACUGCAAGAGGAAGAGGAGAGACGCAAGGUAGAAGCCAAGAGACUGCAAGAGGAAGAGGCACGCAAGUACAGGGAGGAACAGGAGAGGAGGAAACGCUUCCUUGAGGAUGAAGCAAGAAGGAAGAAGCAGAGGGAGGAGGAAGAGGAGAGGAAAAGGCAAGAGGAAGAACGCAGGAUUCUGGAGGCAGCCGAGGAGGACAGACUGGAAGAGGAGCGAAGACAAGAGGAAGUGCAGAAAGCUGAGGAGCAGAAACGACAGGAAGAAGCCUCCAUGAGUGACCGGCUGUCAUCUCUGUUUGGGAUGAUCAGAAAGAAGGAUGAGAAAAAGGACGAGGUGCAGCCACAAAUGAAAGAAGAGCUGCCUACACCUGCCCCUCAUCAUCCAACAGAUCUUGAUCCAAAAGUUACCCAAAAAUCCACCAACCCAUUUGAAGACAGUCCCCCCAGUUCUGACCCUCCACCUCGCAGUAAUGAAAGCCCUGCUGACCAUCAACAACCCAGCCGCCCUCCGAUUACAUCUGCCAUGGUCUUCCUCAACCGUACUGCAAAAGUGUCUGCAGUGAAACCAAGAUUGUCUCAAACUCUGGAGUCUGAAUCCACUGACAGUCAAACCCUCAGUCAGCCGUGUCCUUCCCCAGCUGCCUCUGAAUCUACCCUGUCAAGUAUCCCAUCUGAGUCCCCUGAAAAUUUCCACAGUCUUCAUUCUUCUCUGGCUCCACAAAACAUAAGACAAAGCCCCGCUGAUUCUUUUCACAGCAGCACAGAGAAUCCUCCAUCUGUGGGAUCUUCACCCACCAUGGCAGAUAAGAAGAGGAGAGCCCCUUUGCCUCCUUCGUACCCUGUUAAUGGGGUCCAGAGUGGAGGAAGGGAGAUCAAGAAUCCGGCAUACGUUGAGGCAGAUGCACUGCAGCAAGGAUCAAAAAUCUCUAUACCACUUCCUGAUUAUGAAACGUUAUUUCCACAGAAGAGACAUGGAGUACAAGGACAAACACGAUGGGACCAUAUAAUAGCUGAGGUCAAUCAAAAACACAGGGACAGUCCACCUCAACAUUUGGGUAAAGAGAUGAAUGUGGAUGGCCCUGAGGAGGAAGAACCUACUCUUACAUCUUCACUUCCCCAGGAGACUUCUGCUAUGCGACAUUCUCAAACGCCUCAGGAGCCCAAACUUGUAACCUCGAAGAAAGCAGCAGCUCCAGCUCCUCCAAAACCAGUGGCCUCUCCAAACCUUAGAUCAGUAGCAGAUGCCACUCAUAGACAAAGUCAGAAAACUGCUCUUACUCCUCCAUCUCACAUGAGCCCUAAUCCACCUGCAGUCCAGGGAUCUGAUAGGACUGGACAGGGUUUCUCUGCAGUACCCAGGGAUGGAACAAGGAAAGUGUUGCGGCCAUCACCUGCAGCAGUACAAGUUCUCACACCAAAAAACCAAAUGGAUGUGGAAACUUCACCACCAGAUGACCAAACAGACACACAAACCAAGACAGAAGCACCCACUGCCAGACCCAGACAAAGGGUUAAUAGUAAAGAGCCUGUCCAGCAAAAUGAUUCUUCUGUGACUCCAGCUGUUUCUGAGAGAAACAUGAAUAAGAUCCCCACAUUUACUAGUUCUAGUGUGAAGAACAGGGACAAACAGGGAGCAGACAGCUUUGCUGAGUUUGAUCCAUUUCCCAGCACUGAGCUUCUGUCUAAUGACCCAUGGACUCAACCAAAGCAAAACCAGGAUGUAGAGAACCUUUUUACUGGCAGAACACAGAAGGAGCAGAAACCUGAAGAUCUGGGAAUGACCCCAGAUGAUCUUGAUAACAUUUUUAGUUCAGAAAAAUCUGAUCCCUUUUUGGUUGUAAAUGGCAAUGAUUCAUUCAAAGACAGUCACUAUCGGAAAAAAGAUGAGGAUUGGAAGCAAGUCAGCCCUGCUUUCCAAACACAGAAUCAAAGCCUGCCUGCAAGAGAUGGACAGAUUAAGUCUGUGGCAGCUCAGCAUGAAGCUGAUAGGAAACCACAAAGCAGUUUUUAUGGAGGAGAGGAUCCAUUUGGAGCUGAUCCUUUUACUGUACCCUCGUCUUCUUUCAUGUCCCCCUCUUUCACCUCCUCAGAGCCCCUCCAGGUAAUAAUGGAGGAACCAGCAUCUCAGGCAGGAGGUUUUCCUGGGGGAAGGAAUCUUUUGCGAGCUGAGGUUCAGCCUGUCAGUGCUCAGAAUAGCAACAGCGGUGGGCUAGCAUUAACCUCACGCAGGCCUCAUCCUGUGAAGCCCAUGAGCUCAAUUGAAAGCCAGCAUCCCAUAAUCGUUCCUGCUCUGAAAGAGAUAAAGGUCCGUGACAACACACCAGGGAAGAUGAAGGUGUCUGAAUCCAUGGAAAGUGGACCUUACACUCAGCUGACACAAGAAGAGCUGAUCACACUAGUGGUGAAGCAGCAAGCCGACCUGUCACGGAAAGACGCAAAGAUCGUUGAGCUGGAGGAGUAUAUAGACAACCUGCUGGUCCGUGUCAUAGAGGAGAAUCCCAGUAUCCUGCAGGCCCUCAAUGCGGCCAAACCAGUGUAAGAUGAGUGUUUGUCAUUGUAUCCUGAGAGAGGUGAUCUCUGUGACGGUUUAAGAGCAUAUGCACUUUUUCAGUUUCAGUGUAGUCAAAGUCUUUUGAGAAUGCUGGUAAAUCGUCUCUUAAGUCUUCAUUUUUUGGUGCAAACUUAUAACAAGCAAAUAAAAAUCUUUAUAAUUAAAGGAAAGUGUAUCAGUUUUGACACUAAGGUACAUUUUUUAAAAUCCUUGUUACACUAUAAUAUAUCCACCACCUUGAUUUAUAUGCAUACUUGAUAGGGCUUAGCCUUAUUUAAUAUACUAAAGAUGCAAAACAAACUGUUUUCUGAACUAUGGUCUUUUUACUUAAUACACUGGGCUUUGUAUCACUUACUGCUGUCAUGAUCAUAAACUUCGUAUCACCCUUACAAUAUUGCAACAUCUUGAGCUAAGAAUGUACUACUUCCUUAAAAGUUACCUUUCGUAAGAAAUGUCUUUGCAAUAGAUUGUUGAUUUUACUUGCACACAAUAUUCCAGUGGAUCAUGACUGUAUUAGUGAUCCCAGCACAUCACCAGCUUCCUUCCCUGAGGUCUUAUUUUUUAUCUGCUUUAUUAAUCCUUUUCCAGUAUGUGGUUAUAAAUCAAAUCAGUCUUCAUUUCUUACUCACCACAGUUGAAUGUCUGCUUGUCUUAAAACACUGUAUUUUAUGCUUAUUUUUGUAUCCAGGAUAUAUUUAGGAAAUGGCAAUCAAGGCAAACUCCUCCUGAAUUAUUUUCAAUCAAAGGGUAAUUAUAAUAAUUCAGUUUAUUCAUUGGUUGUCGUGUAACCUGUUCACAAACUGAUGUAAGAUAUUAUGCAAGAAAUAUAUAUACACAUAAUGUAAUUAUUGUAUAAUAGUCGGAGAUUUUGAUCACUGUGAUUUCUGCUUUUAUUUAUAUGAAGAUGAUGAGAUAAUCAGUACUUAAUGAUCAGAACAACAGCAAUAGACUUGAUUGUCGCCAGCCUUGUCUUUGUAUUUGAGAAACACUGAUGAAUGAUCCCUGCAUCCUUGCCUUUACAUUAUAUGAUGCCUUGGCAGAAAUUAGAGCAAUAUUAAUCCUUAGAAUGUAUAGAUCUGUGCCUUUUUCAACCUUUCCUGUGACUUUUAUGUCUGAUUUGCUGGACAGUUUUUGGCUACCUCUCCUGUUUUCUGGAGUGAGAGCUUAAAAAUGUACUGUGUGUUUGUCUGACAUAGAAACAAUGAAGUGUUGCUGAGCAAAAAUAUGUUUGUAUUUGAAAUAAAGACACUAAUUAUUUCACCAUUCU
Molecule: messenger RNA, 5474 nt
Organism: Sphaeramia orbicularis (orbiculate cardinalfish)
Lineage: Eukaryota; Metazoa; Chordata; Actinopteri; Kurtiformes; Apogonidae
Gene: rab11fip1a
Product: RAB11 family interacting protein 1 (class I) a
Exons: 6
Coding region: 365-4195 (1276 amino acids)
Biological process (GO): regulated exocytosis
Cellular component (GO): intracellular membrane-bounded organelle
Molecular function (GO): small GTPase binding
Source: RefSeq, a predicted model, not a curated record